Betta splendens (Siamese fighting fish) is the source of this 4455-nucleotide messenger RNA. It is a transcript of the gene khnyn, whose product is annotated as KH and NYN domain containing. The coding region runs from base 830 to 3634 and encodes 934 amino acids. The transcript has 10 exons. Gene Ontology annotation, cellular component: cytoplasmic ribonucleoprotein granule; nucleus. The record is from RefSeq and is a predicted model, not a curated record. Gene Ontology annotation, molecular function: RNA endonuclease activity; mRNA binding. NCBI's taxonomy places the organism in Eukaryota, Metazoa, Chordata, Actinopteri, Anabantiformes, Osphronemidae.
GGACACCUGUUUGACACCAGGGCUGCCACAGCCAGGAUGCAGCGGUGGUUUAAUUCAGGGUCACGUGGAGGAGGAGGAGGAGGAGGAGGAAGAGGAGGAGAAAGUUGUGUGUGUUCAGUGAAGAAAAACAAUCAAAACACCUUUAAACAUCUUUUUGCGGAUUUGUUCACCCACCGUACUUGUGUUUAACACACACCUCUACCCAUCACGGUGACAGGAUGUAGUGUAGGGCUCCUCUUCCUGCCUGAGACGCACGUACACUCGUCUUUCUUUUUUUUUUUUUUCUUGACGCGUCUCCUGUGACGCCUGUCUGUCACCCAGCAGCGCAGCCAUCGGCCAGCGGUUAACUGGCAGCAGCAGCAAGGGGGGGGGGAAAUCCCCCGUGUGACGUCAUCGGAAAUCCCCUCGAUCUCGUGUUUGAGUCUGGCAAAAGUAAACACAACAUUUAACUAAUGUCGAACGAUUAUUGAUGAACUUUUGCCCAAUGAGAGACAUAUUGGUUGCUAUUUUAAUGAACAUAAACGUCGUUUAUGUUCGUUUAUAAGGACGUUAUGAGGAAUGCGGGGGAGUUUCGCUUUUGCCGUGGGCACCGGCUGUUUUCCCCACUUUGUGUUUUUUUUUUCCGGCCGCGCGUCCACUGGUGGCGCAGCGAGCGUUCUGCGGCUUUACGCGGCGCAAAAUGCUGAACUUUGGACUCGCUGAGCGCUGUUUAAUGACGACGGAAGACUAGAGGAAGCUGCUGCCGCCGCCGCUGCUGGAAACGAAACGGAGGCGCACCGCGAUCGACUCCACCAUGUCGCGCUGUGAGACGCGAAUGUAACGCGGAGGCAUGGACGGCGGGAGAAGCGAUGGCGGCGGCGACGCGGAGCUGGAGCUGGAGGACGAGUUCGCGUGCGCCGGGACGCUCCGGGGCUCGCUGACGUCCCUGCACGGCGCCGUGGAGCGGAUAUUCAGGGUGACGUUCGCCAUCGGCGCCGACGACGCGCCCCACGGCAGCGACGGCCAGAUUUGGCUGAAGCUACGAGGGCCGCGCGCCGACGUGAAGGCGGCCAAGUUGUUCGUGCGAGGGGUGGUGAACCAGGAGGAGCAGAAGGAGCUGUCGUAUCCCAGCGUCCUUCACAGCGUCUUCUGUGGAGCCAGGGGCCUGUUCAUGGACUGCCUGAUCAAAUGCACCUCAGCGCUCAUAGUGGUUGGUUCUCCGGGAUUCCUGCUCAUAUCAGGCCUGGCGGAGCCGGUGGUGCGCGCCUACUCCCUGAUCACAGACCUGGUGGAGCGGUAUGAAGGCACGCAGUCCAGGCGCUCGGAGCCUGGGGACCGGAGCUCCGGUGAGUCCCUGGACUCCCGCCGGGCCUUCAAGACUCUGGUGGAGAAACUGGAGGACAGGCACAUCCUGGAUCUGCUGGUGCUCCCGGGCUCGGUGAAGGAAAUCCUGCUGGAUUUGGUGAGGGAAUCGGGACUUGGGUCGAGCCCGGACCUGGGGCGGACAUGCAGAAAUGGCAGAUUGCAUGAUGACCUGGAGGACACGUGGGACAAACCCUUUGCCAUUACGUACGCACAGCCCCAGGCUUCCGGCAGAAAAGCUGCAGACAAGGAUUCAUUGCAUUCGUACCCCCGGCCUCCAGGCGCUGAGGGGAGGGCAGAGGGCGCUGGAGAACAGCUCCCACAUUCUCCCCUGGAGGUGGCAGAGGAGGAGGAAGCGGAGCAGAGACCCACGUUAAGUACCGAAGAUAAAGAUGGACCGGGGGACGAGGACGAACACGAGGUGCAUUUGUCGAAGGAAAACAAGGAGUUCUGGCUUCUUCUGAAGUUCUUCACAGCCAUGGGUUACACAGAAGACGUCGUCAAACGGGUGCUUGCGCUCACAGGCCCUAAAGAGGCCUCGCAGAUACUGGACCUGGUUCAGCAGGAGCAAGAUCGCAGCGACCAUGAGCAGCGCGGCGCCGCCCCGAAGCCCGGCGAGAAGAACCGGCCGUGCGAGACGGAGCACAGGGAGGAUGAAGAGGCAGCCGAGAGCGGCUGCGUGGGGGGGGGCAGUAAUGGAGAGGUGAAGGAAGCUCCGGAGGCAGGCGGUGGCGGAGUGACGGGGCGCACGAGACACUCGGAGAGCGUUGAAAAUAACGAAAGUGAGGAGGACUUUGUCCUGGGGGUCUUGAAAAAAGCUGCAGCCACCUGCGGCUACACCGAACAGAAGGUGGCCGAGGUCUACAGCAUGCUGCCCGAUCGCUCCACCCACCAGCUGCUCCUGGAGCUGCAGAGGGAGCGGGGCCGAGACGCCGGCGCCCUGGAGGGUCCACGGGAGAUGGAUGACGUCAUCGCACAGGCGUCGAGGGAGGAACGGGCAGAAGAUAAGGAGGCGAGAGGAUCUGACGACGAAGGCUGGGCGGACGCGCUGAAGCCGCAUCCUCGGACCAGUAAAGCCCAGCGGCUCCCAGUCGGCCCGCACGCCCCGCAGCCCCAGCGCCACCAGCCCCCGCACUCGCCAGCACCGCCGCUGAUCUUCCUGCCUCAAGUCAAGGGGCCGCCGCUGCCCACGUACCCCUCGCCCCUGACCCCUCCCCUCAGCAGCUCACCGACCGGCAGUCACUAUGAGCCGAGCGCCCCCACCUCCAGGCAGAACCACCCGGCACACGACCCGAGGCCGAAGCCCGCUGCCGCCACGGAGACAGCAGCCAGAGCCCGGGACAAGCGGGGCUUGGUGUCCACUCACUCAGUGGUGGUGACAGGGCAGCAGCGCUUCCUGGAGGGGCUCCAGAUGCCCUUUGACCUGCAGCUGACGGACAAACCAGGAGACCCCAAGCUGAGGACCAUCAUAAUAGAUGGCAGCAACGUGGCCAUGAGUCACGGCUUGGGACACUUCUUCUCCUGUCGAGGAAUCGCCCUGGCCGUCCAGCACUUCUGGGACCGCGGCCAUCGGAACAUCAGCGCCCUCCUUCCACAGUGGAGGCAGAAGAGCGACCCCAAGAUCAAAGAGCAGCACUAUCUGUCCAAGCUGCAGAAGCUGGGCCUGCUUUCCUACACCCCCUCCAGGGAGGUGCAGGGAAAGAGGAUCAGCUCCUACGACGACAGAUUCAUGCUCCAGCUUGCACAGAAGACAGACGGCGUGAUUGUGACUAACGACAACCUAAGAGACCUGUCAGAUGAGUCCCAGGUGUGGAGGGACAUCAUCAAAAAGAGACUUCUUCAGUACACGUUUGUCGGGGAUCACUUCAUGGUCCCAGAUGAUCCUCUGGGCAGAGGAGGGCCUCACCUGGAUGACUUUCUCUGUUCAGAGCACAGGACUCCGGACCCAGGGAACCACUCUUUUGCUGGUCUCGCCUCCCCUUUCCACCCCUCCAAAUUUCCACGCUCCCAAACAGAGGUGCUGAACUACCGUGACAGGACACUGGGUGGCGCUGUGGACGCAUCAGGGGGCGGCAAUAGGAGAGGAAGAGGACGGGACAAGGGUCACCAGCACAGGCAGCACGAAGGCGGAGGGGCCGACAGGAGCCCAGAGGAAACAGCCAGCCUGAGGGAGCAGCUCUGCCAGGUCUUCCCAGACCAGGACAACAUGGUGAUCCUGGUGCUGCAGUGCCACCCCGCAGAGACGGACGUCAACGUGCUGUCUGGACUCAUCCUGGAGCAUCAGAACAACUAGACGUUUACAUUUUACCUAUGUCUUAAUCACUAAACUGCAUUCACGGUGCGAGGGUUCAAGGCCAACAGCACUCGUCAGGUGAGGGGCGGAGCUUCCCGUGGACUCCACUGCACACCUGUAGUUUUGUACAGGUGAAGUUUGUUGUGCCCCCCCUCACUGGCAACUAAUAUUUUAAGAUAUUGAAAGUGCAUAGAUUUCUCUCAUGUGCCUCAGUUUAACAGAGAAAGCAGCUCAGUGCUCCUCUCCUGGUUGCCUUUGCCUGGUGGAUUAGAAUCGUUACAUGUUAGCUGAUGUUUGCAUCUGUGUGUGUGUUUAUUAUAAAACAUUCUAAUUUUUAACAACAAAUGGCAAAGAAUAUGGCAAACAGCCAGAAUACCAGCUGGAAAGUAACUAAGUGCAUUAAGUCCUGUAUACACCAGCAUGUAUUCAGUCCGUUUUUCUUAGUAAGUAAAUCUACUUAGUACUUUCACUUGUUUGCAGAAUUUGAAAUGGUCCAGAACUUCUACUCUAACAGAGCUUCUGCUUAUGCAGAUAACACCUUUACAUGCUGUAAUAAUACCUGCGUCUUCCUGCUGGCUGUUUCUAAUGUCAGGUCUGAUUCACCAGCCUUGCUUUUAAAUCUAAUGUAACCAUCUGUGCUUUGAAUAGAUUGUGUCUAUGUUCAUAGCUGCAUGUAUGAAACACAGGAUAGCAAUGUGAACUGGUCUGUGUUAUAUUCUGUUCACAGUUGUUAAUUUAUUUUGGGUCUGAUGUCAUGUGUUAAAUGCAUUGUUUGUAGCUUAAACUCUCACAUUAAAUAGAGCAAUUUGAGCAGAUGCAGA